Nicotiana tabacum (common tobacco) is the source of this 1375-nucleotide messenger RNA. Its product is annotated as phenylacetaldehyde reductase. NCBI's taxonomy places the organism in Eukaryota, Viridiplantae, Streptophyta, Magnoliopsida, Solanales, Solanaceae. The record is from RefSeq and is a predicted model, not a curated record. Gene Ontology annotation, molecular function: oxidoreductase activity, acting on the CH-OH group of donors, NAD or NADP as acceptor.
UUUUUGUUUCAGUGUCCAAUACUCUCACAACAACAACGUCUGGAAAGGUUACAGCCGUCCUCACACCAAAACAGAAAAGGAAAAUGAGAAAAAAGGGAAGGCAUAGUUUACUUUCUCAGCAUUGGCUCUGAAUUAAUCACUAGAACUAGUAUCUGGGCAAUGGAAAGCAAGAGUUCCGGAGGCGGAGAAGGAAAGGUUGUAUGUGUAACAGGGGCCUCUGGUUUCAUAGCUUCAUGGCUUGUUAAGAUGCUACUUCAACGUGGUUACACUGUCAAUGCCACUGUUCGCAACCUCAAGGAUGCGAGUAAAGUGGAUCACCUGUUAGGCCUUGACGGAGCUAAAGAGAGGCUGCAUCUUUUCAAAGCUGAGUUACUUGGUGAGCAUUCGUUUGAUCCUGCCGUUGAUGGUUGUGAAGGUGUCUUUCAUACAGCAUCACCUGUUUCUCUCACAGCUAAAUCCAAGGAGGAACUUGUAGACCCUGCUGUGAGCGGAACAUUAAACGUCCUUAGGUCAUGUACCAAAUCAACAUCUGUUAGAAGAGUGGUCAUAACCUCUUCUACCGCUUCUGUUAUUUGCAAUAAAAACAUGUCAACCCCUGGAGCUGUAGCUGAUGAGACUUGGUAUUCAGAUGCAGAACUCUGUGAGGAAAGAAAGGAAUGGUAUCAACUCUCCAAAACCUUGGCUGAGGAAGCUGCUUGGAAAUUUGCAAAGGAGAAUGGGUUGGACUUGGUUACACUUCAUCCAGGUCUAGUCAUCGGUCCACUUCUGCAGCCUACGCUCAAUUUCUCGUGCGAGGCUAUAGUGAACUUCAUAAAAGAAGGAAAAGAAGCAUGGUCUGGCGGAAUAUAUAGAUUUGUCGAUGUUAGGGAUGUUGCUAAUGCACAUAUACUAGCAUUUGAGGUCCCUUCAGCAAAUGGAAGAUAUUGUUUAGUUGGGGUAAAUGGAUAUUCUUCUUUGGUUUUGAAGAUUGUACAAAAGCUUUACCCUUCCAUCACUCUCCCUGAGAAUUUUGAAGAUGGAUUACCUCUUAUCCCAACCUUCCAAGUAUCAAGCGAAAGAGCAAAAAGUUUAGGCGUCAAUUUCACAUCUCUUGAGUUGAGCGUGAAGGACACUGUUGAAAGCUUGAUAGAGAAGAACUUCCUCAAGAUUUGAACAAGCAGUAGGUGAAUACAUUGAAACAUUGUUCAUCUAUUGCCAAAUUUAGAGCCUGCUGCUCUUGGAGUUUCCACACAUUUUAUUGUACUUGGUGUCAAAGGAGCUCCUGGCUCUGGAUUUCUCUGAUGUUAUGUCAAUUUACUUACCUGGAUUCUACUUGUUGCAUGUUGGUUCAACGAGCAUAUAGAAAGAAGAGUAAUCAAAUUUAUCUUUCCUUCUA